Emericellopsis atlantica is the source of this 1167-nucleotide messenger RNA. Its product is annotated as pyridoxal phosphate-dependent transferase. Gene Ontology annotation, biological process: L-threonine catabolic process; glycine biosynthetic process. The coding region runs from base 1 to 1167 and encodes 388 amino acids. The record is from RefSeq and is a predicted model, not a curated record. Gene Ontology annotation, molecular function: L-allo-threonine aldolase activity. Gene Ontology annotation, cellular component: cytosol. NCBI's taxonomy places the organism in Eukaryota, Fungi, Ascomycota, Sordariomycetes, Hypocreales, Bionectriaceae. The transcript has 2 exons.
AUGGGCAGCAUCAGCAACAGUGACCCCAUCUUCACGCCCGAGAUGGCUGCCAAACGGCAAGCCGCGGAGGAAAAGGCCUCUCGUGACUUUCGCUCCGAUGUCAUGACCGUUCCUACGACGGCUAUGAUGCAGGCCAUUUUCAACGCCACCUUUGUCGACGACAUCUACGACCCAGUCGGCGACCCUACGGUCAAGGCUCUCGAGGCCCGGGUCAUGGAGCUCACUGGCAAGGAGGCUGCGCUUUGGGUCAUGUCCGGCACGCAGGGCAAUCAGAUCUGUCUGAGGACACAUCUCACCCAACCUCCCCACUCUGUGUUGCUGGACCAUCGGGCGCAUGUGCAGUGCUGGGAGUCGGGGGCGUUGCCAGUCUUCUCCCAGGCGUCUGUGUCGGCGGUGCACCCCAAGAAUGGCGUGCAUCUGACACUAGAAGAUGUCAAGGCGAAUAUGAUUGCCGAUGACAACAUCCACUUCCCGCCCACCCGAGUUGUGGCCCUUGAGAACACGCUGAGCGGCACGUAUCUCCCGUUGGCAGACGCACAAGCCAUCUCCGAGUAUGUGCGAAGCUACCCAGUAGCGGAAGGGACGCCGCCCAUUGCCAUGCAUCUCGAUGCUGCUCGUGUGUUUGAUGGCGUGGCUGGAGAAGGCGUGUCGCUGAAAGACUACGCAGCCUGCUUUGAUAGUCUCUCCAUCUGCCUGGCCAAAGGACUUGGUGCACCCAUGGGCAGCAUCAUCUGCGGGUCGAAAAAGUUCAUUGCGCGUGCCAAGUGGUACAGGAAGAUGUUUGGUGGUGGCACCCGCCAGCCAGGAAUGAUGGCGGCAGCCGCACUCCAGUCCUUGAACUAUACCAUUCCCAGGCUUCCAGCUGUGCACGCCAUGACAAGACGCGUUGGCGAACAGCUGGCGAGCCUCGGAUACAAGUUUGCUCUGCCUGUGCAGACGAACAUGGUAGUCCUGGAUCUGGAGGCUGUCGACAUUCCAGGGGCGGCCUUUGUGGAGUAUUGCGCCAAGAACAAUGUCACAACGUUCUCGAACGGACGGCUGGUGUUCCAUCACCAGACUUCACAGGAUGCUGCCGACAGCUUGGUCGAUGCCAUGACACGGCUGAUGGAGGACAAGAAGAAGGGUGUGAAGCUGGUAGAUGAGGCCACAGAGAGCGGUUGCUCGUAG